This is a messenger RNA of Dufourea novaeangliae, 1132 nucleotides long. It is a transcript of the gene Ppcs, whose product is annotated as phosphopantothenate--cysteine ligase. Gene Ontology annotation, molecular function: phosphopantothenate--cysteine ligase activity. The transcript is spliced from 6 exons. Lineage: Eukaryota; Metazoa; Arthropoda; Insecta; Hymenoptera; Halictidae. The record is from RefSeq and is a predicted model, not a curated record. Bases 155 to 1096 code for a protein of 313 amino acids. Gene Ontology annotation, biological process: coenzyme A biosynthetic process. Gene Ontology annotation, cellular component: cytoplasm; nucleus.
UAUCACUCGCUAGAAAAAGGUGACGCUUUCUGUACACUUAACAGUAUCAGAGUUUUAAUUUGUACGUAUAAAAUACUGGUUAAAGUAGUAAGGAACAUCUAAAUAGUUAGUUUUCAUUCUGUUGACCAACUAUAUUUUUUAACAAUAUACAAAUAUGGACUCAACGUGGCAAGAGUUUUAUGAUACACACCUACCACCUCAGGAUUUUGAUCAGAGUGAAUUGCUAUUAAAAGAAUUUACAGAACGUCAGCUGAAAAACAACAAUAAAGUUGUACUAGUAACGAGUGGUGGUACUACAACACCUUUAGAACAUAAUACAGUAAGAUUUGUAGAUAACUUCAGUGCAGGAACAAGGGGAUCUGUUUCUGCAGAAUAUUUUUUAGAAAAAGGUUACUCUGUAAUUUUUAUGUACAGGGUUAAAUCUCUGGAACCAUUUUCAAGACAUUUUGUAGGACAAAAAUUUUUAGAUAUGCUGGAGACAAAUAAACAGAGUGAAAAAUAUAACAUCACAGUACUACCACAGUAUACUGAAAAGUUAGCAGUAAUAUUACAUAAAUACAAGGAAGCUUUGAGUCAAGACAAAUUGUUGCAGCUUACAUUUACGAGCGUUUCCGAGUAUCUUUGGCUACUUCGAUCCGCAUGUCAAGCGCUAGCUUGUCUCGGGAACAAAGCUAUAUUUUACCUUGCAGCUGCAGUCUCAGACUUUUACAUUCCAUCUAAUGAAUUGUCAGUUCACAAGAUUUCUUCGAACGAUGCACAAACAAUAUCCCUUCAACUAGUGCCGAAAAUAUUAGCUCCAUUGGUAAGUCUCUGGGUUCCGGAAGCGUUUGUGGUCUCUUUUAAAUUAGAAACUGACGAAAAUCUCCUGAUUUCAAAAGCGAGAAAUGCACUCAACAAGUACAAGCACAAUUUGGUCAUAGCUAAUAUGCUGCAUACUCGAAAGCAGCACGUAACGAUCGUCAGUCACGAAAACGAUUACGAUAUAUCUCUGACGGACGAACAGUUGAACAAAGGCGAAGAAAUCGAACGAUUGAUCGUCGACGAUCUUACAUCCAGACAUCAACGUUUUAUGGAAUCGACCAAAAAAAGUAGUUGAUGUGUUUUGGGAAAUAUUAAAUAAAUUCGCCCAAUA